This is a messenger RNA of Musa acuminata AAA Group (dessert banana), 867 nucleotides long. Its product is annotated as transcription termination factor MTERF5, chloroplastic-like. The record is from RefSeq and is a predicted model, not a curated record. NCBI's taxonomy places the organism in Eukaryota, Viridiplantae, Streptophyta, Magnoliopsida, Zingiberales, Musaceae. Gene Ontology annotation, molecular function: double-stranded DNA binding. The transcript has a single exon. Gene Ontology annotation, biological process: regulation of DNA-templated transcription. Bases 1 to 867 code for a protein of 288 amino acids.
AUGAAACUUACCCAGAAGGCACCCCGGUUGCUGCGUGCUAAGGUAGAGACUACGCUGAAGCCCAGGAUGAGAUCUUUGCAGGACAUGGGAUUUUCUGUUACCGAAAUAGUUCAGUUGGUUUCAACAUGUCCGACUAUACUGUUACAUAAUAUCCAACCGCAGUUGAACUUCUUGAGGUCACUACUUGGUUCUAAUGAGAGGUUACUGAAAGCCUGCAGGAGGAACCGAUUUCUUCUUACUUCUAGCUUAGCUCAGAAGAUAGAGCCCAAUAUAUCUCUCUUAAGGGAAUGUGGCAUCAGCGAUGAACGCAUCGCGCGUAUGGUGGUGAUGAUGCCGGGUUUUGUUGUUCGAAAAAACAUAUUUAUUAAGGAAGUUAUCGAACAUGUUGAGGAGUUGGGUGUGCCACGUGAUUGUGCAAUGUUCCCUCAUGCACUUCUUGCUGUCUUGAACAUAAGCAGAUCUAAGUGUGAUGCUACCUUUGCAACCUUGAAGAGCUUUGGUUGGUCCCAGCCAGACAUCGUUGCCAUACUCAGGAAUAACCCUUGUGUUUGGAAACUCUCAAAGAAGAACAUAUCUGACAAGAUGACAUUCCUGAUGAAGGAAGCUGGUUGUGAGCUGCAGUAUAUCAUUUGCUAUCCUGGGAUUCUUGCAUAUAGCUUGGAGAAGAGGUUGAGACCGCGACAUGAAGUUGUAAAUUUUCUUGAGCAGAAUAAAUUUCUGGAUAAAGGACAUGGCCUUUCAUAUGUCAUGCGACUAACCGAGCAGAAGUUCAUGAACAAAUAUCUUUUCCCGUACAAGGAGAAAUUUACUGCUCUCUAUAGUUCCUAUGUUGCUGCUGUGCAGGGAAAGCACCAUGUUGUCAGCUGA